AUGCCUCUCCUCCUGUUGCUGCUUCUGCUGCCGCGCCCCUCACACCCCCAGCUGCUCUGUGAGGUCUCCAAGGUGACCAGGCUGCUGGAAGUGAACUGUGAGAACAGGGGGCAGAAGGUGCUGCCUCCAGAUCUGCCCAGAGACACGGCCAUCCUUCACCUGGGCGAGAACCCCCUGGGCACCUUCUCCACAGCAUCCGUGGCGUCCCUGACCCAGCUCGCACAGCUGUACCUGCGUCAAAGCCAGCUGACCAACCUGCACACGGACGGGGUGCUGCCACGGCUGGAGACCCUGGACGUCUCCCACAAUAAGCUGAAGAGCCUGCCUUUGCUAGGACAGGCACUGCCAGCCCUCACCACCCUGGACGCCUCCUACAACGAGCUGACCGCGCUGUCUCCUGGUGCUCUGAACGGCCUGAGCCGGCUCCAUGAGCUCUACCUGCGCGGCAACAAGCUCAGGACUCUGCCCCCGGGGCUCCUGAGGCCCGUGGCCCAGCUGAGGAAGCUCAAUCUGGCUGACAACAAGUUGAACGAGCUGCCCCCGGGGCUCCUGGAUGGCUUGGGGGAGCUCGACACCCUCUACCUCCAAGGGAACUGGCUGCGCACCAUCCCAAAGGGCUUCUUCGGGGACCUCCUCCUCCCUUUCGCCUUUCUCCACAACAACCCCUGGGCCUGUGACUGCGAGAUCCUCUAUUUCGCUCGCUGGCUGCAGGACAACUCCAACAAUGUCUACUUAUGGAAGGAGGGUGUCGACGUCAAGGCCAUGACUCCCAACGUGGGGAGCGUGCGAUGCGUCAACCCAUACAACACACCCGUCUACACCUACCCAGGGAAGGGCUGCUCCAUUCUCGGGGAUUGGGUUGACCUAGGUUAUGAUGACUAUGAAGAAGAAGAGGUGGGAAAGGUACCUGCCACCAGGGCUGUGGUCAGCUUCACCAACACCAGAGCCCACACAACCCACCGGGCCCCCCUCCACUUGGCAUCCACUGCUUCUCCAGACCGCCAGAUGUCCCAUCUGUCUUACACCCUGGAGUCCACGAAGAAACAGAGCAGAUUCCCAACUGCCCCAGAGCCCAAGCCCACCACAACCCUAAUCCUGUCUGAACUGACCACAUCUGAGAUCCCAGAAUCAACCUCACUCUCUACUAUUUUGGAAUACCCAACAACCAUCUCCUUUGUCUACCUCCCAAAGGCCCACGAGGUGGUUCAAGGGAAUUUGGAGAGCUCCAGAAAUGACCCUUUGCUCAACCCUGACUUCUGCUGUCUCCUCCCCCUGGGCUUCUAUGUUUUGGGUCUCCUCUGGCUUCUGUUUGCCUCUGUGGUCCUCAUCCUGCUGCUGGCUUGGGCCCAGCCCGCAGGGCCACAGGCCCUGGCCACAGCCACGCACACCACACAUCUGGAGCUGCAGAGGGGAAAGCAAGUGACCAUGCCCCGGGCCUGGCUGCUUUUCCUUCAAGGCUCACUCCCCACUUUCCGCUCCAGCCUCUUCCUGUGGGUACGGGCUGAUGGCCAUGUGGGGCCCCUCCGGGCAGGACGGCGGCCCUCUGCCCUGAGUCUGGGCCGGGGUCAGGACCUGCUGGGAACAGUGGGCGUUAGGUACACUGGCCACAGCCUCUGA
Molecule: messenger RNA, 1617 nt
Organism: Odobenus rosmarus divergens (Pacific walrus)
Lineage: Eukaryota; Metazoa; Chordata; Mammalia; Carnivora; Odobenidae
Gene: GP1BA
Product: glycoprotein Ib (platelet), alpha polypeptide
Exons: 2
Coding region: 1-1617 (538 amino acids)
Molecular function (GO): protein binding
Source: RefSeq, a predicted model, not a curated record